AUAGGGAUUGAAUAACGCAAAAAGCAGAUCCGAAAUACAAAAGUAAUUAGAGUCCGACUUUAUUCAUACGCUGCCAUCUUCACAAAAGGAUUGAAAAAAGUCCAUAAAUCACGAUCAAGGGGAACAAAGAGAGAAGUGAGGAUCAAGCCCACGGAUUUCAUAAGGGAGUCAAUACAGCGGAUAACUCUCGCAGUUGCUAAGCGCGAUCGUCCAUGUCCCGGUGAUCGAUUCCAGACCUGUCUUUGAAUCCAACUCCAUCCGCUUGUUAGUGACAGACUGUAGGAGCUAAUAAAAGAUGACACCCAGAGUUUCCUCACUAAAUGCCUUGACUUCACUUACUGUGGCCUUGACAGUAAUCAUCCCAUGGGCUUUCUUAUUACUACUGCUGACCCCACCAAGCUUUGCCUUGACCUCGGAACCUCACCAUUAUCAUGACUACUGCAUUGUUGGAGCUGGUCCUGCUGGCUUACAGCUCGGCUUUUUCUUAAAAAGAGCAGGCAGAGACUAUAUAGUCUUCGAAAGGUCAAAUACUACAGGUCAGUUUUUCAUUGAUUAUCCGCGGCAUCGGAAGCUGAUCAGCAUCAACAAACGCCACACUGGAAAGACAAACAAAGAAUUCAACCUUCGACAUGACUGGAACUCAUUAUUAUCAGAUGAUGAAUCACUUUUGUUCAGGCACUACUCCAAAGAAAUGUUCCCACAUGCAGAUCAGCUGCUGCGCUACCUUCGUGACUAUCAGCAACGCCUUGGCAUUAAAGUGCAAUUCAGCACUGAAAUUAGCAAUAUUCACAGUCUUCCUGAUGAUACAAUGCCUGAUGGUGUGUUAUACUACAUGAAUGAUCAACUUAAUAACUCCUAUUCAUGCAAAGUCCUGAUAAUUGCAACUGGCAUGGGAAAACCCAAUAUUCCAGACAUGAAGGGUAUUGAAUAUGCUGAGGGAUAUGAAAGCCUGUCCCUACAUCCAGAAGACUACGAGGGGAAAAGUGUCCUGGUAUUGGGCCGAGGCAAUUCAGCCUUUGAGGUGGCAGAUGGAAUUUAUGGUGUGACAAAUUUAAUCCAUAUGGUGGCACGCUCUCGUGUUAGAUUAUCAUGGGAGACACAUUAUGUUGGAGAUCUAAGGGGAGUUAAUAAUGCACUGCUCGACACAUAUCAGCUAAAAUCUUUGGAUGGACUUCUUGAAGCUGAUUUAACUGAGGUCCAGCUGGCGAAAAGGGAUGGCAAAGUGUUUAUUGAACCACUUGUUGAGAAUAUGAGUGAAUUCCAGAAAAUUUUUGGUGACAAUUUUGCACUACGUGAGCCAUAUGAUAAAGUCCUUCGUUGCCUAGGUUUCUCCUUUGACUCCAGUCUGUUUCAAAAUAAAUCACUAGCACGCCGUAGUGGGCGCUUGAAGAAGUUCCCCGCCAUCAAUUACAACUAUGAGUCAAGCUCUCACCCAGGGGUGUUUUUUGCGGGUACGACUACACAUUCACUUGACUUCAGAAAAUCAGCAGGAGGCUUUAUCCAUGGAUUUAGAUAUGCAAUCCGAGCACUACAUCGACUCCUAGAAUGGAGAUAUGAGAACGUUCCGUGGCCUAGUCAACCCAUUCCUACAGCACAUCUUAUGAACCAUCUGCUUAAACGCAUGAACGAGGCAUCAGGUCUUUACCAAAUGUUCCAGAUGCUUGGGGAUGUGAUUGUUUUCUCCGAGGAUGGUGAAAGUGUGCAUUACUUUGAAGAGUUCCCAAUCAACAUGCUCCAUGAGUUCACCAACAGCACUGGGUUCCCAGUCAAGCAGGUGCUGGUCCUGGUCAUGGAGUAUGGCUCAGAGUUUUCUGGUCCAGGCAAAGACAUCUUUCGAUAUGAUCGCGCAACAGGAGAUCCCGGUGAUGCUCACAACUCCAACUUUCUUCAUCCUGUGCUAUACUAUUAUGACACAGUUCCUACAAAGAUGCAAAUGAAAACAAAAGGAAAGCAAGAGACUCUUCCUCGUCCAGCAGCCAUGCAUCACAUUGUUGAGGAUUUCCUGACAUUGUGGGACAGACCAUUUUCACACAUCAUGCCCUUGCGCCAUUUCCUGGAUCAUAUUACAAAGACAGACCUGCGAGACCGCUUCUCUCAAGCAUGUUUCUUUGAGGCCAUGACCCAUGAUAGUGUGGGUCUGCUCUGCAAGCAAAGGUAUUUGAUGGGCCAGGGGCUGUCAGCUACUCCUGAGAUGAUAGUCGAAACUGACGUUGAGGGGCUUUGGCCAAAGUAAAUAUCUGUCUUAGGAGUGGGCUAAACAAAGCAAAAGUUUUUAAACAGCAGGAGGCAGCUGCUUAUUAAAAACGAAGAUGAAGGAAAGGCCAAAACUGACAUUUUCUUGUCAUGUUCUCUGAUCUAUCCUGAGUUGUAAGGCCUGUUUGCUUAUCAGACCCUUGCUGAUUCAGAUUGUAUUACAGGUGAUCCUGCAGUGAGAUGGUUAAGAGAUCCCAAGCAUGUUUUACGUACCACAUUAUCUCCCUUUGUGUUCUCAAUCCACCCCUAGAAAUGAAAAAGUUCUGAUUUUCCAAGAUUGUACUUGGCAGCACUGAUAUCGUUGCAGCCUGACAUAGUCUGCAUUUAACUUUUUACUUUCACCAUUUGUUUUGUUUCGGACUGUUUAUAAAUUAUUGCCUUCUAAGGAAAAUGCAAAGUUUUAAUAAAUGGUAAAUAUAAAUUAUUUUGGGGGCUGACUUUUAACCCAGAAGCUACAAUACCAUCAUGGAUACCGCUUUCAAAACCUGUCUUUCAGGAAUAGCAUGGUCUAUGCACAGUUGUGUACGGACAGAAAUAUACACUUCUCUUUGGAAAUAUUGAAUAAUUGGUCUCAUUUUUUCCAGAUUUUUGCUUUUAAAAAAACUAAAACAAAGUGAGGCUGGUUUUAUUUAUUUGUUGAAGAAAGGGAAGAAGAAUUGUCUUCACUUGUUAAUAUUUUACACAGCUGAAAACUUGAACUCCCUUUUUGGGUAGCUGUUCUGCUCUUAGUAUGUUGUGUGCAUGGUUUGUUUUAAAGCAUAAUAGGAUUCAUAAGUGCACAAAGUGUUGGAUCCUUUUAGAUGCUAAAUUAUGUUUAUAACAUUAGUUAACAAGUCAUUUUGAAAUGUCUUCCAUCAAUAAAAUUUUGCAUCUGUUUUAUGUAGUGAAAUUUUUAUUCAUAUUUCUCUUAUCUAGUUUGCUAUUUUAAUACCGUGUCAAAUUCUUUUGCUUACUCCUGUGAACUUGGUUUGUGCAUGGAAGCUUUCAGUUAGCAGGAUUUAUUAGUAGAAUCGUUUUGAUUCUUUCAUUAUUGUAGAUUUAUAAAAUGCAUUUUGUCUUUAUUUUUGCAAUAUAAUACUCCAUCUGUGAUGUGGCAUCUAGAAUUGUACAAGCGACGAUUACAGUGUAGUCAAGGCAUAUUAUCACACAUCAGCUUUUUAUGUUAAAACGUACACUAUCAAAUGUGAUUACAGGCUGAAUAGUAAUUUCACAGCCUUAUGAUUGAUCAGGUGAUUGCUGUUUGGGGUAUAUGAACAAAAUCUCUUAUUUCCAGUUAGGCUGCAGAUAAAGUGUCAAAAAUUCUUGUGUUACCUGCAUAGUGAAUAGUAGAUUCUCGUUUUGAGUAGGAUAACAAUUUCUAAAUUAAGGCAUUGCAAAGUGUUUGAAAAAUUCAUCAGCUGUUCUUCCAAAGUUGCAAUUACAUGCUUCGCGAUAGGAAACAUUUCUAGAAAUACACGUUUACAUAGUUCAUUGUUUUUGUUGUUUUUUUGUUUGUUUGUUUGUUUUUAAUUUUAUUUUUAUUUUAUUUAUUUUUUUUUUUUUUGCUUUGUUUUGUUAAGCUUUGUUUACAGAAUGCUGAAAGAUGGACAGAAAUAGAUCAGUACUUGACAAAUUUGAAAUUGUUUAUUCAUCCUGUGCUUGCCUGCUUACAUUCUUCCUCCCGCGCAUGCGCGUGAGAAAGAGGGAGAGAUAGUCAAGCGCUCAUACAUGCUGCGUUCAUUUCCGCAAUACACAUUAUAUAGUGUCUUUGGGCGAUCCGUUGUGUUGAGCUCUGGCACAGGUUUGAAAAUAAAGGUCUAUUUUUCCUAC
This is a messenger RNA of Pomacea canaliculata, 4062 nucleotides long. Its product is annotated as FAD-dependent oxidoreductase domain-containing protein 2-like. The record is from RefSeq and is a predicted model, not a curated record. The coding region runs from base 296 to 2233 and encodes 645 amino acids. Gene Ontology annotation, molecular function: flavin adenine dinucleotide binding; monooxygenase activity. The transcript has 12 exons. NCBI's taxonomy places the organism in Eukaryota, Metazoa, Mollusca, Gastropoda, Architaenioglossa, Ampullariidae.